This is a messenger RNA of Vicia villosa (hairy vetch), 966 nucleotides long. RefSeq lists its product as uncharacterized. The record is from RefSeq and is a predicted model, not a curated record. The transcript has a single exon. NCBI's taxonomy places the organism in Eukaryota, Viridiplantae, Streptophyta, Magnoliopsida, Fabales, Fabaceae. The coding region runs from base 1 to 966 and encodes 321 amino acids.
AUGGCUGAUGUUGUUAAUGGUCCUUGUGAAAGUAGCCCAAGGCGGUUCGCCCAUCUCACCAACAAUCCAGCCGCAAGACGAGCUGAGAUGAAAACAGGACUGCUGCAAAUUAUUUAUGCUAAUCCUUUUGCAGGUUUGGAUCAUGAAGAUCCAUACACUCACCUCACCCGAUUCUACGAAAUAGCUGGUACAUUAGGUGCACCAGAAGCUGAAGAGGAAGCCGUUUUCAUGAGAUUAUUCCCGCACUCUUUGAUCGGCAAAGCAAAGGAUUGGUACCUCGAUCAAUCAACGGAAACCAUGACCAAUUGGAAUGUGUUAGAGAGAAACUUCCUUAGCAGAUUCUUUUCUCACAACCGAUUCAUGGAUGCAAAGACAGCUAUUGCCACAUUCACCCAAUUUUCAAAUGAAACUUUGUGUGAAGCCUGGGAACGCUAUAAAUCCAUGCUACGGAAGUGUCCAAACCACGGUUUCGAUGACAUGUCACAAAUCCACAUUUUCCGUAAUGGAUUAUUACCUCAACCGAAGCUUUUACUUGAUGCAACAGCUGGAGGUUCCUUGAUAGCAAAAAGUGCAGCAGAAGCAAUUUCAAUCAUUGAUAGGAUGGCUCUCACAGAUCACCAAGUUCAACACAAUCGAGGUACCGUACAAAAGAAGCCUGGAGUUUUAGAAUUGGGUACAAAUGAUGCAAUCCUAGCACAAAACAAAAUGCUCACUCAAACCGUAGAGGAAUUGACAAAACAGCUGUCCAAGAUUCCUCAACAACUCAAAGAUGUGCACGGUUCGUCAAAUGCAUCACAACAAGUAGCUUUUUGUGAACUUUGUACGGGUGAUCAUCCAACUGGUUUUUGUCCCCCAAUCAACGAAGAGGUAAAAUAUAUGGGAAAUCAACAACAAAGGCAAGUUCCGUACAAUCAAGGUUAUCCACACAACAACAACGCAAGCUAUGGCCAAAACCGACCGAAUUAG